CCUUUUGUCUCCUGCGAAGCUUAGGGGAAUUAUUGCUCUCGUAAACUCCAGCUUUACGACCCAGUCGUUGGAGCGACAAAAUUCGGUCAUACUAAUCUACCUGCUAAGCUGCAUUUUGGGAAGAUUAAGUCUCGAGUGUCACCCCUAGUCGCAAGGCCGGGACACUUUCGUCGCUUGACCUGAACGGCAUUUUUGUGUCCUAGCUACAAUACAUAUACAGUCUACAGACGACAGGCCUUGGUGCAACAUGCCCCCUGGUAGCACCGCGUAACUACACUAUGGCUCUGACCUACUGUUACACCUGACAAAGUUUGGAGAUAAUAUACACUCUUCUUGCCGAAGUCCUGUACCCCCAGAAGGGGAAGGUGGAGUCAAAUUUCCUUUCAACGCGAGGACGGUAAGGCAGGAAGGUCUAUAAAGCGGUCAUCAACCAAAGCUUAAUCAAGAAAUCCAUUGGGACCUAUGUUAUUACGAAGUCAUGCGUGUUUGAACUCGUUCCUGGGAGGGUCCAUUGCCACAUAUCUUCUGCUGGUGGAUAUAUAUGCGUAUAAACAUUACGGUACAUAGAAGAGCUUGAAUUGAAUCACCCUCGUCAGCUGUGUAAUACCAUGUCACAUUUAUUACCAAGUUAAUUCUGGAAAGACAAACAUUGACCUGCCGAUAGCGCUAUGGUGUUCACAUGAUAUAUUGCUAGUUUUAUUACAUUACUGUCACGAAGGCUUAGCGGUGUGGAGGACUGCUCACAAGGAAAAUAACACUGAUAACAAGGCGUCGAUAUUCCCUCAACAUGGUAUUGACCGAGGCUCCCAGCUACAACUCCACCCGCGUUCAACGGGCUUUCCGUAUCAACAACAUAGAGCAGACAAGGCUUAAUGGCCGACUACAGCUGCUUGAGAAGGAGAAAAUUCAUGCAAUCAGAGUAACCAAUCAGGACAUUCGUCUCAUUUCUCUGACGUUAGAUUAUAUACAGGCUUGUAGUGGUCGAAGCCAAGAGGCUGUUCCCAUUCCCACCCCACGAAGUGUUUCGGAAGCAUCGGACGAUAACGCCGAGGAAGAUCCUUGUUUUCUGUAUGGUGAGCGAAUCGUGAGCAGACGAGCGAAACGUUUUCAGCGACCACAGUCGUCCGCCUCCAGCCGCCAGCCGUCAGAGGAAGGCGAUACACCUGCGCGUUCAAGACCUCGCCGCCUGCUCCGGCCACAAAGUAGUCCACCGAUGAACUCUGAAAAGCGCCUCAGCAAUGAUUUGCAGGGCACUUUUGUAACAGAACUGGUUUCUGGUCGCUCGUCGCCAUCUGAAGCUUGUUCUGAAAUGUCUUCAGUAACGCGAAAGUUAUUGGAGGCGCAGAUGGGAGGCGGCAAAAGAGGUUCCGUGUUUGCGGCAGAAACACGACGUCGACCAGAGAGAAGCCAGAGCGCUAUGUCGCGUGUUUUGAGGACAGAGGCGACGCUUGCGACGCUUCCACCGUCAGGUUCCGAGAAGCGCGUUGGCAGCGAGGGAAGCCAUAGAUCCAGUUUCUCCUCCCAAAGAGGAGUUGGCAUCUCCGAAAUCCUGAAUAAGGCUGACGUCCAUGUUAUGUCUGCUGGCGCAUGGAAGUCCCACCUAAAACACAAAAAGGGCACAUCCCCUGUAAGAUAUUCUCGACAAAGAAAGGACAUUAUGGCUCAUAAAAUGGAAAUCAACAACGGUCGAAAUCGGAAAAUUCAGCUUAGGAUGAACAAUUUUAUUUCUCAACAUCCACUGGCACCUAGUGCUCUACAAAGAUAAAAAGAGUACAUGGUUGAAAAAAACACUAGAUCUCAGAUCUGUUUCUUUCUUCCGAGUUUCACUUCAGAAAUAAAGAUCUGAACUCUUCUAUUCAGUAACCCGGAUGGGGCUCCAGUGGCCCACGGGGUUAGCACGCCAGCACGCCCCAGAAGCCUCCCACCAAUGCGGUCGCUGUGAGUUCAAGUCCAGCUCAUGCUGUCUUUCUCACAGGCAGUACGUGGAAAGGUCUGUUAGCAACCUGCGGGUAUUCGUGGGUUUCUCCCAGGCUCUGUCCGGUUUCCUUCAAAGAUCAUACUGGCCGAUGUCGUAUAAGUGAAAUAUUCUUGAGUACGGCGUAAAACACCAAUUAAAUAAAUCAAAUAACUAACCUGGAACUCGGUCUUUCUGAGUAUGCUACUUUCAGUAUGAUUGUGUCAAAGCUGGAUGCUAAAAAGCAUGUUUCAUUAAUCGGUAGUUUUGACUUCAUACUUCCUCGUUAUUAGUGAAUAAUAAACACCAUAACGCCAUUUUCGAUUCGAGUCAGCUGAUAAGGGAUAAAUUCGUGGAACGUUUGGAUAAACGACGUGUUUAAGAGUCUUAAAUUUAUUUGUAUUUUAAUAAUAAGACCAUUCUAACAACGGAGUAACGUGAUUCGCAAAUGGCUGUUUUGGGUUGCUGCUCGAGUCACUCUCGCUCAAAAAUCACAAGACCAAUUUCCAAAACUACAUUCAACACAAAUCACGAAGCAUAUCCCUUGAUGAAGUCAAGAAAAACUUGCAAAAAACUGAAUGGAAGUUCUGAAUGCUGCAUAUGCUAAAAUAAAUGAGUUAUUUCACCGUACAUGUACCAUGAAAUCAAUCAUAGUUGUCGAUAAUUCUAUGCUAAAUCUUACUCUUCCAUUCGUUUUUUCAGGGCUCUGUCAGGUUUCCUCCCACCAUAACAAGUGAAAUAUUCUUAAGUUCGCCGUAAAACACCAAUCAAUUAAAUAAUUUAUUUUCCAGUCUUUACACUUUAAAUUAUGAAUAAGGCCUUGAGAAAGGCCUAUUUCUGUGGUUACUACGGCUGUUCCAUGUAUGCAUUCUGGAGAGUUCUAGCGCAUCACAUAGUGACUGUUAGUGAAAAUGCGUAAGACAUUCACAAGCCUGGCUGGACUAUUGUAGAUUAAAGCCACGACUGAUCUCUGAUUAUCUCUAAGGAGUGGGAUUUGCACCGACAAAACACAAAGUAUUUACAUUUAAAAUCGAUGUGUUUAGUCCACCAUUACUACCAAUGAAUUGUUUUAUGGGUGCUCUCAAUUUUUACAUCAAUACUAGUUUUAAAGAUUGUUCAACAAAAUAUCUGAAAUCAUGAGAAUAUUUUCAAUGUGCUAGAUUGUUUGAACUCUCUUGAAAGGGUUGAUCUCACGCCAUUAAUUGAACAAUAACUUGUUUUUGUUGUAAUCCACAUUAGAUUGAAUCUCUUGUAUUUUUCAUUAUUGAUAUGUUUUACAUGUGUAUGCUCUUCACAUAUGAAAUGUUUUAUCACCAAUGCAAUUCGUCUGUAUUCAAGAAUUUGAAGGCGUCAAGAAAUUGAUUUAAAGGGGGAUAACUCUUACAGCCUUACAGUCGUACGAAGUCGGUCUUCGGAUCAGCUGGACCAUUUAUUAGUGUUCAAGACCGCUAUUAAUGUUACAUUGACUUCAGAUAAAAGUACCAGUUAGGUAUUAUUAUGACAAGAUUCUCUGUGUUACAGUCUGAUUUCAAUACUUAACCACUGUUUAUCUUUUAAUACCCUAUUGAACAGCUUCCAGAACAAUACACGUUAUUGUUAUCAUUUGACGCCCUGAACUGUGAUUUGGAUACUUCGUUUAGGACGUGUUACGUACUUAGUACAUACUUGAUUUAUGCUUACAUUGUUACAGUAUUGUAUGUUACAAGAAGUUUAGCUGUUUUGUUUUUCUUGCCAUCUUAAAUACGAUGUAACUACCCAGUGUUUUUAUUUCAUACCAUAUUGAACAGCUUCCGGAACAAUAAACGCUCUUGUGUUAUCGGUUGACGCCCUGAACUGUGAUUUGGAUGCUUCGCUUAGGAUAGGUAAAGUACGUAAUACAUACUUGAUUUACAUUUCUCACAUUGUAACAGCAUUGUAUGUUGUUUGCUGAGGGUUUUAGUUGCCUUAUUUA
Molecule: messenger RNA, 3905 nt
Organism: Liolophura sinensis
Lineage: Eukaryota; Metazoa; Mollusca; Polyplacophora; Chitonida; Chitonidae
Exons: 2
Coding region: 788-1765 (325 amino acids)
Source: RefSeq, a predicted model, not a curated record